This is a messenger RNA of Eremomyces bilateralis CBS 781.70, 408 nucleotides long. RefSeq names its product Rho GTPase activation protein. Lineage: Eukaryota; Fungi; Ascomycota; Dothideomycetes; Eremomycetales; Eremomycetaceae. The transcript is spliced from 3 exons. Gene Ontology annotation, biological process: regulation of GTPase activity; signal transduction. The record is from RefSeq and is a predicted model, not a curated record. The annotation marks the transcript as partial. Gene Ontology annotation, cellular component: cytoplasm.
CGAGCAGGGAAGUUCUUUAACAAGCUGGCCCGGAGUGGCAGCAGCCAUGAGCGAGAAGUCGAUGCUGCACAGGGUUAUGUUUGUAGGGUGAUCAAUAUGCCCUUGAUUGAGCAAACAAGGGUCACGCGAAUCUCCAAGCGGUUGGAAGGCUCCAAGGAUAAAACCGAAUUCUGGAUGCCUGCAUUGCCAUGGCGGUGUAUUGAUUAUCUCAAUAUGAACGGAUGUGAGCAGGAGGGUCUGUAUCGAAUCCCAGGCAGCGGAAGGGAAGUCAAGCAAUGGCAGAUGCGAUUCGAUCAAGAAUAUGAUAUCGACCUCUUCUCUGAUCCGGAUCUCUACGACAUCAACACCAUCACGUCUCUCUUCAAGGCCUGGCUCCGUGAUCUUCCCGAUGAGGUCUUCCCAAAACCC